This is a messenger RNA of Elaeis guineensis (African oil palm), 1579 nucleotides long. Lineage: Eukaryota; Viridiplantae; Streptophyta; Magnoliopsida; Arecales; Arecaceae. The record is from RefSeq and is a predicted model, not a curated record.
GGGAGAAGAGAAAGAACAUGCUGAGCUCCUCCUCCUCUCUUUCCUCCUCACUGUACUUGUCUUCCUCUUCUCAUCAUCUUCUUCUUCUCCUCAUUUGCUAUGUACUCCUCUCACCCCUAUCGAGGAGACCAGCCUCAGGCCGGAUUCAACCUCGGCGACGCUGUUCUCGGCCUCACCCGUCCCAUUCUUAGCACCAAGUCUUCGAACAAUAUCACUGCUGUCACCUCCUCUCCUUUACAACUACAGUUUGGGGGCUUAGUCCAUGCAGGGAUGGCAAGUUUGGACAUGGCGGCGUCGUCUGUGGGGGCCGAGGUGGACAUGGGCAAGUUCUCCUUCCCCAGGGGGCAAAUCGAGAACUGGGGGGAUUCCGGCGUUGUUGUCACCAGCUCGAGGAGUACCGACGCCUCCACGGAUGCCGAUACCGAUGAUAGGAAUAAGGCGCCGAUUGGAGCAGGUCAGCAAGGGGCUAUUGUGUCUCUGGAUUCGUCUUAUGCAUCCAAGGGGAAAACAGGGGAUCAGAAGGGACUCCGUAGGUUAGCUCAAAAUCGUGAGGCUGCAAGGAAAAGUCGCUUGAGGAAAAAAGCAUACGUUCAACAGCUAGAGAUUAGCCGUUUGAAGCUGAUACAACUUGAGCAGGAGCUUCAACGAGCACAACAGCAGGGAAUCUUUAUUGCGGGUGGAUUAUUUGGAGAUCAUAGUUAUUCAACUGGAGGAAAUGGGGCCAUGGCAUUUGAUAUGGAGUAUGCCCGGUGGCUUGAUGAACAUCAACGCCUGAUUAAUGAUCUGAGGUCAGCGUUGAAUGCUCGUGUGGUUGACAAUGAGCUGCAGCUUCAUGUCGAUGCUCUGAUGACACAUUAUGAUGAAUUUUUUCGACUCAAAAGCAUCGGUACGAAGUCUGAUGUGUUCCACAUGCUUUCAGGCAUGUGGACAACCCCUGCAGAGAGGUGUUUCAUGUGGUUGGGAGGAUUCCGCUCAUCGGAACUUUUAAAGCUGCAGAUACUGGCGAGCCAUCUUGAACCUUUAACAGAUCAGCAGUUGAUGGGUAUAUGUAACCUUCAGCAGUCAUCUCAACAGGCAGAGGAUGCCUUGUCACAGGGAAUGGAAGCUUUGCAGCAGUCUCUUUCAGACACUCUUGCUUCAGCUUCUCUUGGGGCAUCUGGGGGCACCGACGAUGUUGCUUGUUACAUGGGCCAGAUGGCAAUUGCUAUGGGCAAGCUAGGCACGCUAGAGAGUUUCCUUCGGCAGGCGGAUCUUCUGCGGCAGCAGACAUUGCGUCAGAUGCAUCGCAUAUUAACUACUAGUCAAGCAGCCCAUGCACUGCUGGCCAUCAGUGACUACUUCUCUCGCCUUCGGGCACUCAGCUCUUUAUGGUUGGCUCGCCCCCGGGGUUCAUAGAAAUUUAUAAUUGUAAAGGGUUAGUGUAGUGUAUGAUUAAUCUGCUGCCUAGAGUCCCAGAGCUGAAGCAGUGGUGUCAUUCUAAUGGUGUCUAAGUAAAUUGGAGGAGGGCCUGGAUGAACGUGCUCCAUUAUGCUUUAUGGUUUAAUUAUAAUUAAUGAUUUAUAUAGAAGCCUUUAAGUUA